AUGAAAUUAGAAGACUUUCUAAUGCAACGAAACGAGGAGAAGCAGAGAGGACUUGAUCUUGAGGAAGAGGUUAAGAAAUUGCAGGCAAAGUUGGAAGGAGAACAAACACUAGGCAGGUUUCUGCGUUGUGCACUUCAUGAUCCCGUUCAGUCACAUCCACGUCUUUUUUCCUUGCUUCCAGCUCAGGUUGAGAUAUCAACACAUUUUUCAUGGCAGGUUCAGGAGCUGUUUUCGGAGCUUGCAAUGGUAGAGGAAGAGAUAGGUCAACUUGACAGAAAAGUCGAAGAGCUGAAACUGAGGUUGUACAAAGAAAGGGAACAAACAAGAGAAUGGAAAGUGCAUAUGUGGCAAUUAGGGCAACAGAAGCAGUUGUUGUGUAGAGUGGGAAACCAGUCAGUGCUAAACGAAGAGAGAUGCAGAUCGCAGAACUAUGAAGCUUUGAGAAAUUUGAGAAAAGAAAGAAGGUUGAGGGAUAGAAGAGCAUCUGUGGGUUCUGCAGCAGAUAUCCCAAGGUGGAAUUUCACCAAGUCCGAUGGUAAACUGCUUGAGAAGCUGCUGAAUUGUCAAGGAGGAACUGAAACAAACAUCACUGGACAAAGAGGGAUCAUUUGUUGUCCCAAAGCUUGCUCUCUCCUGCAUGAACUCGAAAGGGCUCAUUCCGAAGACCUCAACAUCCACAAUUUCUUCAACUACAACACCUCAUCCAAUGCCGACCCUUAUUGCAUAUUGCCUGACUUAGACGGCGCUGUCAGGGAUGUUGGCCCGUAUAAGAACUUAAUCCAAAUCACGAGGAGCUCGUUUGAUGUCAGCCGCUUGUCUGAGUAUUUGAAUGGAAUCGAAAAGUUGAGGAAUUUGAUGCAUCAGCUGUGUGAUGUGGACUUGACUUUCUUGACCUACAAGCAAAAGUUGGCAUUCUGGAUCAGCAUCUACAAUGCCUGCAUCAUGCAUGCAUUUCUGGAACAUGGGCUGCCUUCCACACAGGAGAAACUGCUGGCUUUUAUGAACAAGGGACCUGCCUAUGGGAAGGAGAUGCUACUAAGACAUGCCUAUGGUCUUGGAUACCCCGAACCUUACGUCACAUUUGCCCUUUGCCGCGGCAGUUGGUCCUCACCGGCAUUAAGGGUUUAUACCUCCGAUGACAUAGUCAAUGAGUUAGAGAGAGCGAAACUGGAGUACUUGGAAGCUUCAGUGGAAGUCACAAGCAAGAAGAAAAUUGUGGUGCCCGAGCUUCUUCAAUGGCACAUGCUCGAUUUUGCAGACAGUAUGGAAUCAUUGCUGGAAUGGAUUUACAGCCAACUGCAGCGGUCUGGUUCACUGAAAAGAUCGAUAAUCGAGUGCUUGAACGGAGAAACAAAGUCUCCGAUCAGCAAAAUGGUGGAAGUCCAACCUUAUGAAUCUGAGUUCCGGUACUUGUUGCCAUUGUGAGCCAAAAUAACAACUGCAGGAGGGCAUAG
Messenger RNA from Malus domestica (apple), 1454 nucleotides. The record is from RefSeq and is a predicted model, not a curated record. Lineage: Eukaryota; Viridiplantae; Streptophyta; Magnoliopsida; Rosales; Rosaceae.